Vicia villosa (hairy vetch) is the source of this 2016-nucleotide messenger RNA. Its product is annotated as transcription factor TCP1-like. The record is from RefSeq and is a predicted model, not a curated record. The transcript has 2 exons. Bases 147 to 1388 code for a protein of 413 amino acids. Gene Ontology annotation, cellular component: nucleus. Gene Ontology annotation, biological process: regulation of secondary shoot formation. Gene Ontology annotation, molecular function: sequence-specific DNA binding; DNA-binding transcription factor activity. NCBI's taxonomy places the organism in Eukaryota, Viridiplantae, Streptophyta, Magnoliopsida, Fabales, Fabaceae.
CUCUGAAGAAAAAAAAAUGAUUAUAUAUAUGUCUAUAGGACUGUACUUGGACCGUUAAGUAUAGGAGCAGAGAAGCUACCACUGUGUUCAAUUGUGAUCUUUCCAAACAAAAUCUAGGGUUUUCAACCAUUGAAAAUUGGUUCCAAAUGUUCUCUUUCCCUAAUAAUUUCCCUUCAUCUUCUUCUUCUUCUUACCCUAAUAAUAAUAAUAAUACCCUUUCUUUUCUUAUAGACAACAACCCUCAAAAUAAUGAUUUUCCUUCUCUUCUUGAUGAUCCACUUUCUUCUCUUCCUUUCACUACUUCAACACAUCAUCAUCAUGAUGUUGUUCCUUUGUUCCAUGAUCAUGAAACAACUAUUGCUUCUAACUUGGCUGUUUCUGAUUAUCACAACAAUAACGGUUCGAUGUUUGAACCUCCCGAUUCUUCGAACUUUGGAGGGUUUUCUAAUUUUCUUGUGACGCAGAAACAACCGGUGAUUGUUGGGAAGAAAGAUAGGCACAGUAAGAUUCAUACAUCUCAGGGUUUGAGAGAUAGAAGGGUGAGAUUGUCAAGUGAAAUUGCUAGGAAGUUCUUUGAUCUUCAAGAUAUGUUGGAAUUUGACAAACCAAGUAACACUCUUGAGUGGCUUUUCAAUAAAUCGGACACCGCAAUCAAAGAGCUAGCUCGAACUAAAAACGCGUGUUACAACAACAACGACAGCAACAACAACAACAAUAGCGCGUUUUUUGAUUCGAAUAGCAACAAAUCGUUCUCCGGCGGUGGUGGUGGUGGUGACGGUGGUUGUACAAAAGGGAGAAAAUUGAAAUGGACUCAAAAAGAAGAAACAAAGAAAGAGUUAAGAGAGCGAGCACGAGCCCGAGCAAGAGAAAGAACCUGUUACAAGAUGUGCAGCAGCGGAAGAAUGCAAGAAGAAAUUCGCUACUCUUCUGCAGCAGAUUCAACUGCAAAUGCUCAAAUGCUGCAACAAUUGAUGUCGUCAACAUCAUCGCCGGUCGAUAGUACUACUGAAACGGAGGCUUACGCGAGAUGGCGUCAUCUUCUUCAGCUUCAAACCUAUAACAAUCCUACCUACAGUCAAAAUCAUCAUAACCUAGUGGAUAGUGAAAUACCUAGAGAUCAUGGUGGAUUCAAUUUGAUUGAAGAAUCUAUCAUGAUAAAAAGGAACAUGAUGUCGUCGUCUUCGUCUUCUUCGUCUCAUUAUCACCAUCAUCAACAAAACCUAAUUCCUAAUAUCCCUAAGGAAUUACCGAGUUUCAACAACAAUAUUAAUGAUUAUAACUCUUUAUUCCCUUAUUCAACUUCAAAUUGGGAGAAUAAUAAUGGAGGAUGCUCCAACUUUUGUGGAAUAGCCACCAUGAAUCUAUCAACAUGCUUCAUGAAUCAGUGAGGUUGAAAAGUAUGGAAAAUCUUGGGAGGAGUGAAAGAAUCAGAAGCAACACAAAUUUGCUUGUUUUCGGUAAUAUCUGAUCAGAAUGAAACCUCUCAAGUGAUUUGCCUUGUAAUCAUCAUCGCAUCUUCUUUCAGUGACAACUACUUUAAUUUUUAUUUUUAUUUUUAUUUUUAUUUUUGUGCCCUAUAUUUUCAUUUUACAAUGUUUUUUUUUUUGUAUUGAUUCUUGAAGAUAACCAGCCAAUGGCAUAUGAAAGUUUUCAUAAAGGUUUUCUGUGUUCUGUCCUCAGCCUGUAUUAUUAUUGAUUUUAUUAUUAAAGUUUGAUUAAUUAAUUUAAAGUUCUGGAGCCACUCAUAUGCAGCUUUUAAUUAGUAUUUUAUUAUUUUCUUAAUUUAAAUUUUUUUUAACCUGUUACUCUAAUUUAAUAGUGAACUCAGUGAUGUAGGAGCAAGAAGAAGUCAAGGUUCUGGAGAAAAUUCUAAUUUUUUUUUCAGAUAGUGUUUGCAGUAUGGAAGGUUUCUCAGCAUCAAGUUAAAAGGUUACUCUUGUAGUUUCUCAUAAGCAAAUUGAUCUAAGAAAAAAUAAUUUUUUAUAAGAAAAAAUUAUUUUGAAUAUCUUAAUUCUC